Tilletiaria anomala UBC 951 is the source of this 3289-nucleotide messenger RNA. RefSeq lists its product as uncharacterized. NCBI's taxonomy places the organism in Eukaryota, Fungi, Basidiomycota, Exobasidiomycetes, Georgefischeriales, Tilletiariaceae. Gene Ontology annotation, biological process: ribosome biogenesis; pseudouridine synthesis; box H/ACA snoRNP assembly. The record is from RefSeq and is a predicted model, not a curated record. Gene Ontology annotation, cellular component: sno(s)RNA-containing ribonucleoprotein complex. Gene Ontology annotation, molecular function: RNA binding. The transcript has 3 exons. Bases 1 to 3171 code for a protein of 1056 amino acids.
AUGGUCGGCUCACCUCCCCCUGCUCCCUCGACUUCAGCGGAGCAGCCGCCGCGUCAGCCCAACACCAAUUUGCAGGAUGCUGGUUGGACAGAUGCUUUUCAUUCGUCCGAUGAGCGGUCGACCACAGUACCACAGUCGGAAAUGCAGACGAAGUCCCCCGAGGGGCGAGACGUUGCCUCUGGGUUCGGGGAAAUUGAGCUGCAGUCUGCAGCGCAGGAAGAGAUCUGGACAGCAAAAACACAGGUACAAACCGAACCACAGCAGAGUGAAGAACCAGAGAUCUCAGGUCCUACAACCAGAAAUUCGGAAGCGGGAGCAGCAGACGUGCAACUGCCUUCAUUAUCAGCGUCACAAUUGCUCAACAACCUCCCUCAAGCGCCGUCACAGCCGACAGUGGCAGACCUCGGUCUGGUCACCCAUUCUGUCCCUGCUACUUCAGUUCCAUCAGCUUCAGAAAAUCAGAAUCAGGAGGUUUCGUUGCAAUCCACCGUUCUGCCCAGCACAGAGCCACGAGUGCAGAUGCGAGAUAUAGCGAAAAGAGAGCCAACUCUGCAGGAACUGCGGAAACGAGUGCAAGAUGCGAUGCUCACCAAAGCGGCAACUGCACAGACAAGGAUGGGCUCAUCAGAAGCGAUAGUAAAGGCAAAAGAAGGUGCAAAUGGCAAUAUUGGAGAGGCAGAGAACGCGCAGGAACAGACUACCCCUUCGGCCCCGGCUAGCCCAACAAGUAUUGAUCUGGCUCCAUCGAAAUCCAAUGCUAUCUCAAAUGGAGAUGUUCAAGCGAUUGCAAAAACGACAUUGCCAAUCAAACCUGCUCUUACGGAGAAGCAAAUUUCUUUCGAAUGGGGCGCUCUCGCCACAGGCACAAGCCCGCGUCCGGGUAUCGCCGCCAUGCCCGAUGCGACUCACGCAAUCGCUUCGCGUCUCUGGGGCAAUAAUCCUAAGAAGAUGGGUGGCAUUGCGGUCACGACCGACCCGGAGAAGCUACACCAGGCAAAGAUGGAAGUGAAGUUGGAGAUACAACAACGACAACAGCAACAACAGAGCCAGCUUUCGGAGGAAGAGCGGACAAAGGCGAAUGGCGCACCGGAUCGCAGUGCUGGCGCUGAAAAGGUCAAGGAUGCAUCCAAGUUAGAUACGAUGGAAGAGAAGCAUGUGGAUGCUGAGAGUAUAUCGCCAACUGCCACUGCUCCUGUUGUUCAGUCGUUGCCAGUCGCCUCGCGGAAAUCUUCAGAUGCAGCAUGGCAGCAAGUGGAAGCGGGCGAAGCUGGACCCAACGCUCCAGCUCCAAAUGAAGCUUUUUCCUUUGUUGGCCCUCCAGGAGAAGAAACAGCUGGUAUUGCUGAGGCUAAGCAGGCAGGUGAGGCGGAGGACACAACCGAGGGGCAAGGGGAGGUAGGAGCUUUGAGCAAGUCAUAUCCAUCCGAGGCCGGUUUCGACUCGGACUCUGAUAGCAGCAGCAGCGAUGACAGCAGCAGCAGCAGUGAAUCGGAUUCAUCAUCCGAUGCAUCAUACAAGCGUACGAAGGCCAUCAUCUCCCAAAUGCUAGAGGAGGACGAUGGCGAAGAUGACGAUGAAGAAGGGAGUGGUCGGCCCGGCGCGGGUGGCAAAGGCGGCUAUGGCCCGACGACGAAGAACGAGACGCCAAUUUCUGCCGCUGUCGGUGCUGCCAAUAGCUUGCCUUUCAAACAGGUCCCUGCAGAGCUGAAGGGAGAAAUCAAGUACAUCGGUGUUGUGCACUCUGUCGUUGAUGGUAGCGUCUGCGUCAUCGAGCAAGAUCUGCAGAGGGGAGGCGGAGCUGUCACGGCUCCUGAACAGCAACAGCCGCAACCAUGGCAACAAGAAACGGGCGGCUACGCCCAGGCAUACAGCAAUAAUGGCCAUCAAGCCCCCCCGCCACAUACACAAGGUCAGGUCAAGGAGGUUUAUGCCGUGCUGGACACGGGCAGCGUGCUUUGCCUUGAAGACGGCAAGGUACUUGGCUCGGUUUUUGAGACCUUUGGCAGCGUACAGCAGCCUUUCUAUUCCCUUUUACUUCCACCGGUACAGCCAGCACCCGACAACGUCAAUACCGCCGCUGCAAUGCAGCCUCUGGCUGUGCCAACAAAAGGUCUCAAGGUGUACUACCUCCCCUCACACUCCACAUAUGUGCUGACGCGCAUGCUCAAGCUGCUGCCAAAAGGAAGUGACGCGAGCAACGUAUUCGACGAAGAGAUCGGGGACGAAGAGCGCGAGUUCAGUGAUGAUGAGGAAGAGGUCAGAUGGAAGCAGCAGAAGAAGGCGGACAGAGCAGGCGGCGCAGGCGCCAAGAAAGGAGGGAAAACGAGGGGCUCAGGUGAGGAUGACGUUGGAGCGCGUAACGCCAAGCGUUUGAGGCCAAACAAUGCACCAGAUGCGCUGGUCGAUGGUUACCACCAGCACCCUCGGCCAAUAUGCAUAGGAGGUCCUGCACCUCAGCGACGCGCACCCCUUCCCUACGAGGAUGCGGGUAACGCGGACAUCGGAGCUCCGGUACUGCAGCACAAUCAACAGAAUCCGCCGCCGAACAGCCACGCCGGCCCUUCUUCCCAGGCUCCUCACGACGGGUCUUCGCAGCGAGGACGCGGCCGUGGUCGCGGGCGCGGCAUGCACGUUGCAGAUUCUGUCCGCGGCCGACCGACCUACGCCGCGCCUAAUACACUGCGGUCACCGCAGCAGCAACAGCAAUUUGGCACGGUACCCUAUACACAUGGUCAGCCGCCCUCUGACCAGCGCCAACACAUUCCAUUGUCAUUUCAUGGCGCUCCUGGCAAUCACAGUCCUGGCCAUGGCCAAGGUCAGGGCCAUGUCAACACCAUGUUCGCCUACCAGAUGCAGCUACAGAUGCAGAUCCAACAGCAAAUGGGCAUGAUGCAACAAGCUCAGGGGCAGGGCAGUGGAGUGGAUUUGCAAGAACAGCAGUAUGCUGCCGCUGCCGCUGCCGCUGCCUUGAUCCAACAGCAGCAGCAGCAACAGUAUAUGAUGAACCCAACCGCUUAUAGCUACGCGGCGCAAGGUCAGCAGGGUUACAUGGCGCACCCCCCAUUCCGAGGCGGUCCUUCUAACCAUCGUGGACACCCGCCCCAUCCUGACAACAACGGAGAGACCUACAAUUACCAAAAUUACAACGCUGGAGGCCAGUACCCUCGGUGAAUGCACACUCACUUUUGCACGUUCGAGAUGGGCACUUAUAUAAACAGUCAAGAUUCUUUAAACAUUCACUCCCCACACGCAUUGCAAAGCAAUCCUUGUAUCUUCAUGCACGAUCAAU